GCAGAGACGAGACCGUUUUUUCUCUCUCUCUAUCGCUUGCUGUCGGCGGCCAUUUUAUCUCGUCUCCACCCGCUCCUAGUGGAGCCCCUUCCAACCGCCACCAUUUUCGCCAUGUCGAGAGACCGUUUCCGGAGCCGCGGAGGCGGCUUCCACCGGAGAGGCGGCGGCGGAGGCCGAGGAGUCGGAGGACUCCCGGGGAACCACGACUUCCGCUCGCCGCCUCCGCCGAGCGGAGUGGGACAAGCCCGAGGAGGAAGCGUCGGAGGCAGCAGCCACCACUUGGGCCUCCCCCAGAAACCGGAGCCGGCGAAGCCUCCCGCGGUGACCUCCGUCCCUCCUUCCUCCGCGGCCUCCGUCUCUGUCUCCUCGAGCGCGGCUUCUUCGGUCGGAGGGCCCACCCAAAACCAGCAACCUCCGGCUUCUUCCGCGGCGGCGGUGGCGGCUGCUUCCUCCUCAUCCUCCGCCGUCGCCACUUCGGCUCCCGCCGUCGUGACUGCGGCUCCGCCUUCGCAGCCGCCGCCGGCGCCUCCAUCGAGCCAAACAGGAGCCAAGAAAGGCCCCGGUCAGUCUCCAGGAGGCGGCGGCGGCAGUGGGGGUCCCAGUAGCGGUUUGAAGCCUCAGCAAAGCGGAGGACCCAAAGGCGGCAGCGGAGGAGGAAUAGGAGGAGGGCCAGGGCAGCACCGCGGAGGAGAGAGGCGAGGCGGGCAGCACCCUUCGCAACAACAGCAGCACCAACAACAGCAACACUCGGCUAUGCCUCCUCCUCUUCCUCAGCAGCAGCAGCAAGGCGCCGGAGGGGAGAAAGUGUCCGACGCUGAGGGCUUUAAAGCCAAUUUGUCACUUCUGAGACGACCUGGAGAGAAGACAUACACUCAGCGUUGUCGUCUCUUCGUUGGGAAUCUACCUGCUGAUAUUACUGAAGAUGAGUUUAAGAGGUUGUUCUCUAAAUAUGGUGAACCUGGAGAAGUCUUUAUCAACAAAGGAAAAGGUUUUGGCUUUAUUAAACUGGAAUCCCGAGCUCUGGCUGAAAUUGCAAAGGCAGAACUGGACGAUAUUCCUAUGAGAGGAAGGCAGCUGCGUGUGCGUUUUGCCACCCAUGCUGCUGCUCUUUCUGUUCGCAAUCUUUCCCCGUAUGUUUCAAAUGAACUGCUGGAGGAAGCCUUCUCUCAGUUUGGCCCAAUUGAAAGAGCCAUCGUGAUUGUAGAUGAUCGCGGUAGAUCCACAGGAAAAGGCAUUGUUGAAUUUGCGUCUAAGCCUGCAGCACGAAAAGCAUUUGAGCGUUGCACAGAAGGUGUCUUUCUUCUGACUACUACUCCAAGACCAGUUAUUGUGGAGCCUCUUGAGCAGCUGGAUGAUGAAGAUGGUCUCCCAGAAAAGCUGGCUCAGAAAAAUCCAAUGUAUCAAAAGGAGAGAGAGACUCCUCCACGAUUUGCCCAGCCUGGAACUUUUGAGUUCGAAUAUUCUCAGAGAUGGAAAUCUUUGGAUGAAAUGGAGAAACAGCAGAGAGAUCAGGUGGAGAAAAACAUGAAAGAUGCUAAGGAUAAACUGGAAAGUGAAAUGGAAGAUGCCUAUCAUGAGCACCAGGCAAACCUCUUGCGUCAAGAUCUCAUGAGGCGACAGGAGGAACUCAGGCGUAUGGAAGAACUUCAUAAUCAAGAGAUGCAGAAACGCAAGGAAAUACAGUUAAGACAGGAAGAAGAGCGUCGUAGACGGGAAGAAGAGAUGAUGAUCCGCCAACGUGAGAUGGAAGAACAAAUGAGAAGACAAAGAGAAGAAAGUUACAGUAGAAUGGGUUACAUGGACCCUGUAAGUCAGGGCUGGAAGAAUCCCAGUAGUCUGGUUAAUCAGAGGGAGAGAGACAUGAGAAUGGGUGGCACCAGCACCAUGAACAUGGGAGAUCCCUAUGGUACAGCUGCUCAGAAAUUCCCACCUUUAGGAGGUGGAACUGGCCUUGGCUAUGAAACCAGCCCUGGAGUUGGACAAGCAUCUAUGAGCACUUCUAUGAUGGGGAGUGAUAUGCGCCCUGAACGAUUUGGACAGGGAGGUGCGGGGCCUGUAGGUGGCCAGGGCCCUAGAGGAAUGGGGCCUGGAACUCCAGCAGCUUAUGGGAGAGGGAGAGAAGAAUAUGAAGGCCCAAACAAAAAGCCCCGAUUUUAGAUGUGAUGUAGAUUUCCAUUCCAGUUUUUGUUUGUCUUGUUUAGACACUACCUUUUUUUUUAAUUCUUGCAUUUUAGUAAGAAAGCUACGUUUUUAUGGAUGUUAGAAACUUAAUGACCUAGAAUUUGUAAGUGGUCUGGGCAAAAAAAAAAACAAUCUAAUUAUGUAAUGCAGUGUUCAAAACUUAGCUUUUUGAUGUAUAACGUCCCUACCUUGAUGGCAGUGUACCGUGUGCCAUUUGAAUUCCCAACUGUAAACUUUUUUUACUGUGCUUAAAAUAAAUAGACUACAUGUA
This is a messenger RNA of Sceloporus undulatus (fence lizard), 2452 nucleotides long. RefSeq names its product splicing factor proline and glutamine rich (gene SFPQ). The record is from RefSeq and is a predicted model, not a curated record. Bases 112 to 2157 code for a protein of 681 amino acids. The transcript is spliced from 10 exons. Gene Ontology annotation, molecular function: RNA binding. Lineage: Eukaryota; Metazoa; Chordata; Lepidosauria; Squamata; Phrynosomatidae. Gene Ontology annotation, biological process: regulation of DNA-templated transcription. Gene Ontology annotation, cellular component: nucleus.